Molecule: messenger RNA, 1722 nt
Organism: Pseudoliparis swirei
Lineage: Eukaryota; Metazoa; Chordata; Actinopteri; Perciformes; Liparidae
Exons: 5
Coding region: 761-1507 (248 amino acids)
Source: RefSeq, a predicted model, not a curated record
UCGCCUCGUUGCUGUUUCGCACGUAAAAUGGUGUAGAAAAAAAUCCUAACAAUUCUACUUUAUCGAUGAGCAUCAUUUCCUGUUCAUCGAUCAUUUGUUUUGAUCAUCUAAUAAUAAAAAUAACGUUCCCGUGCAAAAUGCUCGAUAUGCAGAACUAGAAUAAAGAAUGCAGAAGUCAUGCAUUUAAACUACACGUUAUCUCUUUUGCACUGCUGUUAAACUGUAUUGCAUUAUUUAGGGUUAUUAUUAUUUUGUCCACCAGCUCUGAUUUAUAAAUGUAGUUUUUAAAGCAGCUUUGCUCCUGGCCGGAGGAGGAGACGCUGCCGCCUGGCGGGUGAAGGCUGCGGGUGAAGCCGGACCCGGGUCUUCACGGUGGGCUGGAGCCGUAUCUCAGACUUCACGCUGAUUGGCUCGUUUUAUUAUAUGUAUUUAGGCCUUAUAGAGGCGCCGGUAUUACGUUUUAACAUUUUUCAUAACUUAUUAAAAUUUUUAUAUAAAGUUGUUUUGAUUUAUUAUUAUUCAUCACCUUUAAAAUUAGACCAAAUGAAUACCUCCUUAUAAAACCGUAAUAACUUAAACAUAUUUUUAAAAUACUUAUCUAACUUAUCUAAGAAAUACAUUAAAGUCAGGAACCACAUGUUCUGGAAGAAUCCGAUCCGCGAGCUCUCGCGAGAGCUCCCGCGAGAGCACCACGUCGCGGGACAUUUUAAAGCAACCAUUACAUUACGUGCCAUUUAGCAGACGCUGCACGUAUUUUAGAAUGACGGUGACACUGAUAACUUUACUUAUUCUUCUUCCCUUUGCUGCCGGAGCGCCUCGAGCCGAUUGCCCGGUUUCCCAGAUGAUGGUGAUGGAAGGAGACAACUUCGCUCUCCUCAGUCAGGUGGAUCCCACAGAGAACCUCCAGAACCGCACGGUGGAAUGGAAGAAGAUGGGCCUUUCCGGGCUGGUCUUCUUAUAUCGGCACCGGAAGCAAGACCUGGACGACCAGAGCGUCCAGUUCAAGGACAGGACGACUUUCCUCGGAAACCUGAGCACAGGAAUCGUGUCGGUGCAGGUGUCCUCGGCGACUCUGGAAGACACUGGAGAAUACAGGUUUUACGUCACCAAGCGGAACCUCAGUUUCCCCGUCAAAUGCUUCGUCAACGUCAUUGUUGUCAACAGAACCCGACAGAACCCGACAGAGUCCAGCUCCACUCCAGUGACAGAAGAACCUGAAUCAGAAGAUCCAGUCGCUGCAAAGGACUCGACUGACUGGAGACUCGUCAUCAUCAUUGUCAUCGUCAUCAUCAUCAUCAUCGUCGCCGCUGUUUUUCUGUGGAAUCGUAAAGCAAUCUGGAAGAAGGUCAAAGGAUGGAGGACGGCGACGCCCGGCGUCGGCAUGGAAACCGUGACGACCCAACAAACGGAGGCGGGCGAAGAGCGUCGCGUCGAGGCCGCAGAGCCGCUGGUCGCUGACGAGGACCGCGCUGAGCAUUUGAACAAGGGGGCGUUACCAGAUGCAUGAUGGGAAAACCGCCUGGCCCGUCGCCGGAUCAAAGAGCUGACUGCCUCUCGCUUUUUAUGAACGAAAUCCACGUUUUUGUAGAAGAAAUAUGAAAUGUUGCCUGUUGAAUUAGACAAUUUACGAAAGCAAUAUGUAAAUUAGGAUUUACUAAUAUAUAGGGAUGGGAAUCGAGAACCGGUUCCGUUUUAGAACCGGUUCCCAGUGAACCGAUUGUU